This is a messenger RNA of Columba livia (rock pigeon), 6813 nucleotides long. RefSeq names its product ST6 beta-galactoside alpha-2,6-sialyltransferase 2 (gene ST6GAL2). Gene Ontology annotation, biological process: sialylation. The transcript has 8 exons. Bases 457 to 2046 code for a protein of 529 amino acids. The record is from RefSeq and is a predicted model, not a curated record. NCBI's taxonomy places the organism in Eukaryota, Metazoa, Chordata, Aves, Columbiformes, Columbidae. Gene Ontology annotation, molecular function: beta-galactoside alpha-2,6-sialyltransferase activity. Gene Ontology annotation, cellular component: Golgi apparatus.
CCCCCUCUCUCCUCCCCCUACCUCCAUGUGCGUGUAUGCAGAGAGCUAGAGAAAGCUGGCAGCACUACCUGAAUAGCUAUUGAAAGAGUGAGACUUCUCAGUUCCUGCUUCAUUACUGGGUAGCAGCUAUUCCGGUGUGUGAGAGCACCUAACUGCAUUCUCCCAUCGAAAAGCCCUUGGCUGGAAGGAUUCUCAAGGGAAAGAGGAACAGUCUGGAAAAAACAAGACUGAAAAGACAGCAAAUCCUCUUGCAAUCGGGGCAUCUGGAUUUUGUAGAGUGGAAAUCUGGAGUUCAUCAGUGCCUCAGCAGAUUCACAGACCAACACCUUGAAGGCAACAAGCAACCACUGAACAUGUUUGGGCUAGAUUGAUUUCCAUCAACUGAAGAUCUCACCUCAGGUUUCAUUUUCCUUCACCAAUACUUCAAGGCACAGAGGAGCUGGUAAAGGCAUUGCCAUGAAACCUAACUUGAAGCAAUGGAAACAACUCAUGCUGUUUGGCAUCUUUGCAUGGGGUCUGCUUUUUCUGGUGAUUUUCAUCUAUUUUACAGAUAGCAACACUGCUGAACCAGUUCCUAGUUCCUUUUCUUACACUGAAACUAAGAGGCUUCUGCCCCUUCAGGGCAAGCAGAGAGUCAUCAUGGGAGCCAUACAUGAUCCAUCAUUCUCUGAAACCAUUGAUGGGAAUGAGGUGCUGCUUAAUGAAGAUCUCUUAGGUUCAUUUAAAUCGGGGACUGGAAGUAUUAAGAAAUGGACUGAUUUGGAAGAUGCCUUUAGAAAUGAAGAUGAGUUUUUUCCAUCCCAGAUAGGAAGAAAAUCCAAAAGUGCUUUCUACCAAGUGAAUGAUGAUUAUUUAUUUGCUGCUGGUCAGCCUCGACUGCACAACCACCUGCAAGAGAUGGCAAAAUUCAUCUCAACUGAUGAGGAUAAUCCAAAAGCAAAUAUUUUACAGAACAACUGGAGCCAUCAGAGAAGAAUGAAGAGAAGGAGCACAAAGCACAGGAGAAGCCAGAUGCUUGAUGAAUCCGAUGACUGGGAUGGGUUAUAUUCCACAAUGUCGAAAUCCUUUCUUUACAAGCUUUGGAAAGGGGAUGUCUCUUCCAAGAUGUUAAACCCUCGACUGCAGAAGGCGAUGAAAGAUUAUUUGAGCACCAAUAAGCAUGGGGUGCGGUUCAAGGGGAAACGAAACUCCAAAUUGACAGGAGACCAGCUAUUCUGUGAGCUAAAAGAAAGGGUGAAUGUGAAAACAAUAGAUGGCAAGGAAGCUCCUUUCUCCACUCUUGGAUGGGAAAAGCACGUUCCCCAAAUUCCACUGGGCAAAUUGUAUACACAUGGCUUUGGGAGCUGCGCUGUCGUUAUGUCUGCUGGUGCAAUACUGAAUUCCUCUCUAGGGGAUGAAAUAGAUUCUCACGAUGCUGUUCUAAGAUUUAAUUCUGCUCCAACACGUGGCUAUGAAAAAGAUGUUGGAAAUAAAACGACCAUGCGGAUCAUUAACUCUCAGAUUCUCACCAAUCCAAACCACCACUUUGUCGACAGCUCCUUGUACAAAGAUGUUAUCUUAGUAGCCUGGGACCCUGCCCCCUACUCUGCAAAUUUGAAUGUGUGGUAUAAGAAGCCAGACUACAAUCUGUUCACUCCCUACGUACAGCAUCGCAGGAAGAAUCCAAACCAACCGUUUUACAUUCUCCAUCCAAAGUUUAUAUGGCAGCUCUGGGACAUCAUUCAAGAGAACACUAAAGAGAAAAUACAGCCCAACCCUCCUUCUUCAGGUUUUAUUGGUAUCCUCAUCAUGAUGUCCAUGUGUAACGAGGUGCACGUGUACGAAUACAUCCCUUCUGUCCGACAGACCGACCUGUGUCACUACCAUGAACUCUACUACGAUGCAGCGUGUACCUUAGGGGCCUACCACCCACUGCUCUACGAGAAGCUGCUGGUGCAGAGGAUGAACAAAGGUUUGCAGGAUGAUCUGUAUCGGAAGGGGAAAGUCAUUUUGCCAGGGUUCAAAGCUGUCAAGUGCCCCAAAAGAAAUAACUUCCCACACUUGUAGAAGAGAGUCCUUCAGAAACAAUGUGCAAUAAGGUACUACUGUCGUACUAUAAACAAGAAACGAAUACUUGAAAAAUGUAUCUUAGACCAAUCUAGUCUUGAGUCUAUAAAUUGUAAUUAAGUAGCAGGCAUGAGAAAUACUUCUUUUCUAAGCCUGAGUAUUUAUUACUGCUUUGCAAAUAGUUAAAAUAAAAAGGCUUAGUUCAUGAAAGGUGCAGAGGACAUACUUAGGCAGAAAUAUAAUGUAUUGUUGUGGGCGUGACUGUCAGAAUUUGUCGGUGGUCUCUUAUGCCACAUAUGUUAGGCUGUAAUUUUUUUUAAUGAACUUAUUUAACUGUCAAACCUGGCAUUGUGAAACAGCCUCUAUUGUUCAUGUACAGAGCGGCCAGUUGAACAAUGCAGCAUUUCCCAUGGCUCCAUGGGAUUUUCACACUCUCCAAGAAUGCAGUAAUCAUUACUCCGAGCUGUGCAGUCAUUGACUAGGCUAGAUGUUAAUUCCCAUUCAUACAAAGGUUCAGUUACAGGCCUGGAACUGUGCAGGGGGCCUUAUGGUGGCUACAAAAUCAGUGCAGAUGGAGGUGGCUGUACACACGGCCAAACCAGUUAAACUACUGGAUGUGCUUCUGAUGCCAGACCCCUCACACUGACUGCGUAGGGCAGAGGGAAAAGAGAAAUGUCUCAUUUCUUUAGAGAACAACAAAUAUACUCGUAACCCAUUCAGAAAAAAAACCCAACACAACUCUCCCUGGGAGGCCUAUUGAGAGGGUGUGAGGUGGAAACGAUGCCUUCCCCUGGUCUGCACAGAUGAAGAAUAUCCAGAGAAAGCCAAAGGAGGCUGUGCAGCACUCGCACAUCACACUGAAAGCAAGCAUAGAGGGAGUUCACCUUUCUGAAGCAAAGAUAGCGUGUAGGAUGACAGACAUCAUUUGUCAGGUAUUUCAUUGGGAUCCAAAUCAAACUCACUUGUUCACAAGUUACUGCUGUUAAGAGAGUAUAGGGAGUUUUCUGACAAAAGAGGAUAUCAGCAUUUUUUAUGUAAUGUUUGAAAGACUAUACUCCAGAGAAGCUCUAAUGCCAGCAAAAAAAUAGCUACGGAUUGCAUAUGGAGAUAAUUUGAUAUUUUUCUUCAUAACACAGAAUGAGAAUAUUCUCUAAGGCACUUCUAAAAAUCUGCCUGGUUGCUAACACAUUUAAAGCAUUAUUUUUCAUGGCAAUACUUGAGUUUCAGAUUUUCCAAGUGGCAGGAGGUUAGUGUUUUGCCUUUUUUUUCACACAACUGUACCCUUUUUCUUAGGGUAAGUUCAGUAGGAACGUAUGUACACAAAAGCAGCUAUGUCCUUCUCAUGUCUGUUCAGCGAAAAGGCAGACAGCUUGAAGAGGCACUGGAAAGAAUUCAUGAAUGAUUGUGAUGGAAAUUAUUUUUUGUGUUUUGUCUUAAACAACAGAAAGACAAUUGCAGAGUGCACACAAUAGUAAUGACUAUUUUCUCUUCAAUAGUAAUGUAAGUAUAAUCACAGAAUCCUUUUUCUGUCACUCUGCUCUUUGGGUCUGAUGAUUUUCCUUCCUCAAAAGUGAAGAAUAUGUGUCUUAAUAGGACAUAGCCUUCUCUUCCCAUGUAGUCUCUUAAUUUGUGUUUUAUGAUCCUCUUAAGAUUCCUUUUCUUAACAGAAAGUAUAUCCAGAUGAUCUAAAAACUGUACUUCUGUAUUAUGUGGACAGUUAUGUCCAUAAAUCAAAAUGAAUAGGUUUUAAUCAUACUAGCCUUAGACUCUGGAUAUAUUACAUACUGAUUUCUUUUUAAUGUUAUGUAUGGCAGCAACAUUUAUUCUUAAAGUUAAUAACACUGUUGUUUAAUCUUGUGGAGAAUAGAUAACUUACAUAGAACUAAUCUAUUUUUCCAUAUGUUUGGUACCUUGUUUGCAAAACGUAUGAAGUUUGAACAGUGCAAUCAAACAUGUCUCUCCUUCCUCUAUGCUGGUUUAGCUACCACAUGUUUGUAAAGGAAGGAAGCUGAUUAGCUUUCUAGGACUAGUGAAUAUGUUAUUUUUCCAUAAGCUGGAAAUUCUCUAGUUCUGACAAGAAAAAAAAAAAAAAAAAGCAUAUCACUUUGACUGGUCUGCAGCCACUAACCUUUAACUUUGAUUUUCAUGAAGAAGAAAAAUACUAACUGUAUUACUCAACUACCCAGAGCAGGAUUAUGUUGUAUUUUUCCCUCAGUACUUUGUCAGAAUAAUCAACAUAGCUGUUGUACAGAACAAGGCAAAUGAUAAAGUUUCAUGCAACAAGUGCUAAGCAUAACUACUUAAUACAUCAUUUAAAUAACAAUGCAGAACCAGGUCUAAGAUGUCAUAAAAUUAACUGUAUGUUUUUAAUAUACUGGACUGUGCACAUUCAAGUCCUCCCAGCAGAAUUUUUUUCUUUGCUGUAUCCUGAUGCCUAAGGCAGUCACUGCUCCUUCUGCAAGUGCAAAUGUGGGUGCUGUAGCACCAUCACCUCAGAAGAUGUCACAAAGCUGUGCUGCAAACGCUUGCUUUCUCAGAGGAGGACCAACUUGUGAUGCCCACCUUUUUGAAAAAAUAAGGAUCUCCUUGUGUGGCUUCUCAGCACUGGUUUCCACUGUGAUGUUUCACUGAUCAGCCUGCUCAAACACCUUGUGGCUGCUUAAAGAGAUUUUACUCAAUUACCUUGUCAUGUCCUCCUUCGCUUUUUGGCACAAGUGUGCCUGAUCUGAGGGCUCACCUCCACUUGCUGCAAGAGGGCAAGGGACAGAAAUAACGGGGGAACAUAAAGGACCUGCAGAGGUGCUCCCCUGACCACUGCUUACACUCUGUGGCAUUGGUGUUGGUGGCUUUUAUAAGAGCCCACCAAGUACUUUUGUGUUUAUGGACGUUUCCCCAUCCCUCGCAAGGGCAGAGAGAUUGUUACCAAGAAUCACAUUCAGUAAAUGUGUGUGGUAACACUGACCUGUGUAUCUUUUAUUAAUAAUAAUAACAGCACAUGAGAGUGCUGGUUUUAGAUACAUUUAUUAAAUGCAGACAAUGUGAAAGGAAAUGCAUUUUCCCACCCAGAUCCUGAGUUGUUAUUAGGAAAAAGAUACAGGCAUGGCUUCAUAGCUCUCCCGUGUGGCUGUCACACUCUAAAAGAGUGGGAAUGGCACUGUAGAUGAGACGUUUUCCCAAACCCAGCUCUUGAAGUGCAUCAUCAGCCAAGUAAAUGCCUCCACUAGUGGACCUCUGAGCUCCCUUCACAUUCAUUGCAGUGAUGGAGGUUUUAAAUUUAUGGAGUUUUACUGACAAGUAGGAGUAAGUUGCCUUCAAAAGCUAUUGAGCUUAAUUUCUGUGCCCUGGUGCUGUGGACAACAGUUGCACUUUGCUGAAACAAACCAGAAAUGCAGCAGCAGAUUAAGGGAACGUGCUGAGUUUAUGCUGAAUUUCAUUACACUCUUUUUUCCACUGUGAAUUCUGUAGCUUUUCUGACUUGUGGUGCUCUAUCAUUUUAUACAUUCAUCCUUUGGAUGGUUAAAUCAAGGUAUUCUGUUUAUUCAAGAAAAAAACAAAUGGAAUAUUUUGCCUCAUUUUGAGCCAAAAUAUUUUUUUGCUUAAAAAGUAUUAAUUGUUCCAUUACUUUAUAGUUCUAAAGCUCACCUGAGCAUAAACUCACAGCUCAGUCAGGCAUUCCUUGGAUUAAACUACUACAUCUUGUUUUUUACCUUGCUGUGCAGUUUUAUACUUUUGAAACUCUGGUGAUUACAAUGAUAUAAGAAAUAUUUACCUUUGGAGAGAGAGAGGGCGUGGUUUACACACUCUAAUUUACACUCUCUCUUUACAAAUUUAGCUAAAUCAUUGCAUGCCUUUCGUCAGGACACUUUCUUUGGUGAGAACACCCAAAUUCUGAACUUGUUGCUGUAGAUCUCUUGCCAAAGUCAGCAAAACCAAGACAUUUUUUUUCUCUUAAAUGAAGACAAGUGUCUACACUCAGUGGUUGCGCAGACAGAACAGUCAUUUUAGAGAUGGAUUGAAUUAAACAGGGUUUCAAAAAACAUGUAGACCAAGCCAAUCCAUAGUGAGGUUUUUCUUUUUCAUUUCCUUUUUCUUCAGCAGUUUCUAAGGAUGGAAAAUGUCAUUUGGGCAGUGACACAGAUCUACCGUGAAAGGAAUAUUAGAUGCAUUGACUGCAAAAAUAAAUGGCUACUAUUUUUCCCUUUAUGCUCUCUGAAGUUGAUGCAUGUUGAAUAAAUGAAAUUGUUUUUUGAAGUAGGUAAUGCAGAAGACUGUCAUUAGAAAGGAUCUGGAGCUUUUCUGGGAGCUUUCCUCUCUCUCACAAGGAGGGUAACUUGAUUUAGAUAUUUCAAAUGUAAAGCAGCCCGUGUCUGGGCAUACCUGCAUCAUUGAAUUAAUUUUGACACUGCAAAUUUCUUCUCUCUGGCUUAGUGAUCAGGUUCAGAGUUUUGUUUUAGAAAUAAGAGUUGUGUGUAAAAGCCUUACAUUUAUCCGUAUCAUCUCAUCACUCUUAUAAUAUGUAGUCAAUGGAACUAUACAAAUAUAGACUGUGUACUUUUUUAAUAGCUUUGAAAAUUAUUUUGUAUGAUGAUUUUUUUAAAUGAAUGUGUACUCUAAUAACAAACCUUAAGAUUUUACAGGAGUCACAUUUUUAAGCAGUGUUUGUAUACAUUUUGACACUUUUUAUAUUUUCUAUUAUGAUUUUGUAUAUUUUUAUGUAUGCACAGUGUACAGAUUUUUUCCUGUAAAUAAAACAUUUGUUUUCGUUUG